Messenger RNA from Trichosporon asahii var. asahii CBS 2479, 4071 nucleotides. RefSeq lists its product as uncharacterized. Gene Ontology annotation, molecular function: protein binding. NCBI's taxonomy places the organism in Eukaryota, Fungi, Basidiomycota, Tremellomycetes, Trichosporonales, Trichosporonaceae. The transcript has 15 exons. Bases 1 to 4071 code for a protein of 1356 amino acids. The record is from RefSeq and is a predicted model, not a curated record.
AUGCAGCGCUUGUUGGAGCAUUGGACGCAGUACAUGGAGCUGCAGCACCCCGAUGUCGCAAUCGACAUCUCUCGUCUUGAGUAUGCUUGUGCCGCCGAGGACGCUCACGGCCCAGAAUCUGGCACGCCACCUGGGGCAAUCCAGGACAUGAUGUGCUUUGAGGUCCAGCGCCUCCCUCCCGCUAGCUCCACGACUUCCCUUGGGCUGGCUGAAGACCUUCGUCAGCUUAAAUUUGGAGCUACUUGUACCAUCAACAUCACGGUCACGACGAUGGCAAGCAAGACCUUCGGCCUCAAGAUCUCUCGCGCCGCGACAGUCAUGGACCUGAAGAGCUUCAUCCAAGACCACGAAGGUAUCCCUCUCUACCAGCAGAGUUCUACCCUCGUCUCUCCCUCACGACACACGAUGAAUACCAUCUCUCAACGUCCCAGCAGCACGGCCUACAAGGCACCAGACUCGAUCGAGCCUCUGGGCGGCGCUCCGUUGAAGUUAAUUAAGGUCCAAGUUGAAGGUGUCGAGGGCAACACCGUCACUUUCGACGUCAAGUCGCACACCACAAUCGAUGGCCUCAGUCGCCACUGGGCUCAGUACAUGGAGCUUGAGCAGCCCGACGUAGCGAUUGAUCUUUCCCGUAUCAAGGUUUACCUCCCCGAGAACGAUCGUCUGCCCAGAGAUACGCUCGUCAGCGAUUUGCCGGUGAAGAAAAGGCUCAAGACCGAGGAAGGGACUCAGGACGUGGUCUGCCUGAAGAUAGAGCGCCUCUCGCCGAAGUUCUCCAGGACGUUCUUAGGCUUUGAAAUUAACCAUGUUCGUUACGAAAAGCCCGGAGCGGUUCACACUAUCAACUUCAGCAUCAUGACUUUGACUGGUGCAGCGAUCCGCUUCAAAGCUGCCCGCACUGCACUCAUCGAGGAGAUGAAGAGCUUUAUCCAGGACAAGGAAGGCAUCCCCCCCGACCAGCAGAGGUCCGCAGGAACAGCCGAUCACUUGUCCAGUCAUCCCAUGGCUCGAGUUGACCUCAACUCAUCCAUCCAUAACUCUACAUCCGACACUCUCGCCCCCUUCGCUACAAUGAGUGCUCCGGGCAGCAACUACUCUGCUUUCUCACCAGGGGAUGACCCUAUAAUCACCUCUGACAACAUCAGCAAGUCCAAAUUCCAGAUCGAGGGUGAAGGUGACGGAAACAAGAUCACACUCGAAGUCAAUCCACACACCACGGUCAGGCGCCUGCGCGAGUACUGGGCCCAGCAUCUGGAAUGGCAAGACCCCGACGUUGCCAUUGACAUCAGCCGCAUCUAUCUGACUGUCCCGGAGGAGCUCCCGCCCUCCUUGGAGCAGUCGGUUCGGUCCCUCCCGGUCUUCAAGAAGUGCAAGCUGCCUAACGGUCAGGCUCAAAAGCUCGUGUGCUUGAUCGCUGGCCGCUUGGCUCCUGCGAGCACCACCACUGCCCAUGGUUUCGCAGCCAAACUGAAGUUUGUGAAGAAGAGCGCCACACCGAUUCUCACCAUACACGUGCACACGUUGACAGGAAGGACGUUCACCUUUCCGGUCAGGCGCAGCGCUACCACUUUGGACAUCAAGGAUCGUAUCCAAGACCGAGACGGCGUACCUCCUGACCAGCAGAGAAGAAGCAGACCUUUACCAGGUUCUCAGGCUUCGCGGUUGUUGAGAUCUCACUUCGCUCCAGCCCAUGCCAACGUGUAUAAAGCUUUAGGAACAAUGCCGGUAUUAGAGAAGUUUCAUGCAGAAGUCGCUGUUCAGUCCUUCUUACCUCUGAGCCUAACUCUCGCGUCUGCCCCAAGUCAGUCAGACGACCUGGGAUUCUCUCAAGUUCGCUCCAUACACAUCAUGGUACAUCGCGAGCGGUCGGCGAGGCCGUCCCGAGGUGCGGUAGCGCACGUCAGUGGCCCCGCAGACCGUGCCGCACUUAUACAUGACGUGCAGGGCGACCUGAAGCUUUACGCAAUCCUCGGUGCACUGCGAAACGGGCAGUUCCCCGACAACAAACAGCUGGAUGCCCUCCUGGGAUACAUGGCAAAGCGCUGUCCGCCAAGGGAGCUACACGUCAAGCUCUCACCUGACACCGAGGAGCUGUUCGAAGCCAUCCGCGACCUGCUCGUGACACUGCGACUAGUCCUGCGCGAGAAGAAUGCCGACGAGAUCAUACAGGACACGAUGUGGAUGACCUGGAAGGAGUCACGAGAUGUCGACGGCUCGGCGGCUCGGCACAUCCGCACGCUGACCAUGCUCUUCGUCACAAGCCCAGAGGUCCGAGCGCUGCUGACCGAGAUCCUCGUCGUCGGUCGUUCGAUCCUGAAGGAGAAGCGGUCAAAGGAGCGUAAGUUCGUGAUUCCUGUGCCAGACAAGGAGAGCCAGCCCGUCGAGGACCGAAUACCAGGCGCGUAUGUCCCAGAAGACUCAGACUCGGACGACGACAGCUUUGAGGAUGCCGUCGACGCCGUCGAUCCGCGGCUACUGAAGCUGGUCACCUUGUUCAAGAAGGCUGUUCUGCAGUUGUCGGACGGAUAUCUUGAGGCUAUGUCGUGGCUGCUCGACACGUUUCAGUACUACGAGCGCGAAGCGGCAGAGAACCCCGACAACUCGCCCUUUCUAAACAGCACCCGAGAAUUGCUCAGCCGUGUUAUCCAGAUCAUGGAGCGAUUCGCCAAUGGACGCUCGUUAUCGGGUGUGCAAGGUUCAAUACAGCAACUGUACCGCAAAUUUCUGUACGACCCGGACUUCGGAGUGCUGGGCACCGACACAGACGCCUACCUGCGACGAGUGCUCCUGGAGCGCGGGUUCUUGCAGCACGAGAACUGCGUUCCUCAGGCGGAGGAGCUUUGGGACCGCUGGAAUCAGUGGUUCGCGGACGAGCUCAACCGAGCACAGUGGAACGUCUUCUUUGUCGCGGUGUCGACCUGGCUCGGCGUCAAGGACGACGAUCCGGAGCCAGAGGUGUGGUUCCCCGAUGACCCAGUGACAAGCAAGCUCGAGACCGACCUGCGGCGUGUUGCGGUACUGCUGCUGGGGAAGAAACGGGUCGUGUGGUCCGACAUCUGCCGCCUGAUCUUCCCCUCGGUAUGCGGAUGGGGAUAUGUGACGAUACCCCGAUUCGAGGUCUGCUCACCGAAAGUUGAGCUUGUGCUGGAGAACAUCCACCUGUCACUCGCAAACAUCAUUCCCACCUUGACCACCUACAAGUCGCAAGACAUUUUCAAGUUCACGCCCUUCGACGAGCUUGACGACUACUGCGCUAGCAAGAACCGGAAGCGCGUGCAGCUGCGCCUCGACCAGAUACAGGCCGAUGCGAAGGACCUGCUCGCCAGCGUGCGAGUCAAGCGCUUCUCGCUGUUCGAGCAAGGCAAGGCAGACGUUACCCUCUCGCGCAACGGCAUCAUUGUUGAGAUUGAUGUCGAAAUCAACUUUGAUCCUGCUGCUGAACGCGUGCUCGAGAUACACGAGGCAAAGGUCUCUGUCGACGAGAUGCGCAUCGUUGCGCGCGGGACGGGACGCGACUACCUCUUCCGCCUCCUGCUCCCCGUAGCGAUGCCGUUCCUCAAGGGCCUCAUCUCGACCAAGCUCACACGGAAGCUGAACCAGCUUCUCGAGCGCAUCAACCGCGAAGCCGUCAUCAUUCGCGACCGCACGCAAUCCGAGGAUGCCGACGUUAAGGGCGCCGCCAUCCGCGUCAUGUCCCGGCGCUGGGACGAGGUCAAGAAGGAAUCGCUCGCGUACAAGGAGUACAUGGCCACGGUGGAGGACAGCAUCCGCGCGGGCAAGGAGACGCCGACAGACGAACAGCGCAAGUGGCGACCUGUCCUUAAGAGGGCCAAGAUCAGCUCGCGCAUCGAGGACGCACUCCGGCCCGACGUCAGCGCGUUCCCGGAAGAGAGCCUGCUGUACCGCCGCGCAAAGGAGGAGAAGCUCGCCCGAGAGGCGGGUGACAAGGAGCCGACGUGGCGCUCGCCAGUGUUCUCCUUCUCGUGGGCCAAGGUGCCCACCGGACGACGAAAUAGAAAUAGACCCAGUGUUGUAGAACAAUCUCGUACUUCUACCCAGCAGCAACUGUAG